CGCCCCCGGCCUCGUCGUCCCGCCCCCGCGCCAGAGCCGCAGCCGCCGCCGCCGCCGCCGUCGCCGCUCGGGCCUGCUGCAGCCCAUCUCAAUAAUUAGGGUGACACAGAGAACCUGAUGCCACCUCCCCGGAUUGUCCCAAGCCGUUUACUUUCCCAGCUGUACUGUGGAUUGAAGCCUCCAGCCUCUGUACAAACCAAGAUUUGCCUAACAAUGGCUCGUCCAAGUUCAAGUGUGGCUGACUUCCGGAGGCUCUUUGCAAAAGCCAAGCACAUAGUCAUCAUUUCAGGGGCUGGUGUCAGUGCCGAGAGUGGGGUACCGACUUUCAGAGGAGCGGGAGGUUAUUGGAGAAAAUGGAAAGCUCAGGACCUGGCCACCCCCCAGGCCUUUGCCCAAAACCCAUCCCAGGUGUGGGAGUUCUACCACUACCGGCGGGAGGUGGUGCAGAGCAAGGAGCCCAACGCCGGUCAUCUGGCCAUCGCUGAGUGUGAGGCCCGGCUGGGCAGGCAGGGCCGACGGGUCGCCGUCAUCACGCAGAACAUCGAUGAGCUGCACCGCAAGGCUGGCACCAAGAACCUUCUGGAAAUCCAUGGUAGCUUAUUUAAAACUCGGUGUACCUCUUGUGGAGUUGUGGCUGAGAAUUACAAGAGUCCAAUUUGUCCAGCUUUGUCAGGAAAAGGGGCUCCAGAACCUGAAACUCAAGAUGCCAGAAUCCCAGUGGAGAAACUUCCCCGGUGGGAACUUCCUCGGUGGUCUACCCCGCCGCCACGUUUGCCCCCCAGGUGUCUGCCCGGGGGGUACCGGUGGCCGAAUUUAACAUGGAAGCCACCCCUGUGGCGAACAGAUUCAGGUUUCAUUUCCAGGGGCCAUGUGGGACGACGCUUCCUGAAGCCCUUGCGCCUCAUGAAACUGAAACUGUUCCUUAAUUGCCCUGAGGAAGGAAGAAAUCACAGCGUAUCAAGUACCAGGCCACCAACAGGAGAAAGAGUCUUGUGGAUGGAUGGAAUUGCUUCCAAAUCAGAGAAGAGGAAAAGCGAAUUGAAAAUACUCCAAAAUUUAUGUGAGGCCACGCCCUUCCCCGCUCUGCGCAUGCGCCUCUGCAUAGCUCAGCGGGGACUCGGAACCUGCAGAGGGCGACAGAACCCGCGGCGCCUGCCUUUUACGUCACGCUCCGCUUGCGUGCUGAUUCCGGGUCAGAGGUUGGGCGCAGCUUGGGUCAUGGUGCAGCUCAGGCCGCGCGCGUCCCGCGCCCCGGUGUCGGCGUCGGCGAUGGUGGACGAGGGCCAGCCCGCCUCGGAGGAGGAGGCGGAGCACGGCCUGUUGCUCGGGCAGCCGAGCAGCGGCGCGGCUGCCGAGCCGCUGGAGGAAGACGAGGAAGGGGACGAUGAGCUUGACGACGAAGCCCCGGAGGAGCUGACUUUCGCCAGCGCUCAGGCGGAAGCGAAAGAAGAAGAGCGGCGAGUUCGCGAGACCGUGCGCAGGGAUAAAACGCUUCUGAAGGAGAAGAGGAAGCGACGCGAGGAGUUGUUCAUCGAACAGAAGAAAAGAAAACGUCUUCCAGAUACUAUUCUAGAGAGGUUAACUACAGCUUCACAAACUACUGUGAAGAAAUCACCGGCAAAGUUGAAAGAAGUUAAUUUGCAAAAGAAAAAUGAAGAAUGUGAGAAAGGAAGUGACUUAAAGAAAGCUAAAGAAAAAGUGCAAAAAGUACAGACUGUUGGCCAGAAUAAAAGCUACUUGGCUGUAAGGCUAAAAGACCAAGAUUUGAGAGAUUCAAGGCAAGAAGCAGCCAAAGCCUUCAUACAAAAUUGUUUAUAUGGUCCUGGAACCAACAGAACUACUGUAAACAAGUUCCUGUCUCUUGACAACAAGAGGUUACCCGUGAAAAAGGCCGCAGCCCAGUUUUUGAAUAAUGCUUGGGGAUCCCAGAAAAAACAAAAUGCCAAGAGGUUUAAAAGACGUUGGAUGGUCAGAAAGAUGAAAACUUCUAAGAAGUAAAUCAAAAGCUAAAUGAAGAAUGAGUACUUUGUAUGUAUAGAACUUAAAAAUAUUUAGUUUAGAGCAUUUAAUUUUUCUGAAAAAAUUAAUAAAAGACUUACUUACAAAUC
This is a messenger RNA of Physeter macrocephalus (sperm whale), 2108 nucleotides long. RefSeq lists its product as uncharacterized. The record is from RefSeq and is a predicted model, not a curated record. Gene Ontology annotation, cellular component: nucleolus; nucleus. NCBI's taxonomy places the organism in Eukaryota, Metazoa, Chordata, Mammalia, Artiodactyla, Physeteridae. Gene Ontology annotation, molecular function: NAD+ binding; RNA binding.